Messenger RNA from Pocillopora damicornis (cauliflower coral), 1354 nucleotides. RefSeq names its product dynein regulatory complex protein 9. The record is from RefSeq and is a predicted model, not a curated record. Gene Ontology annotation, cellular component: cytoplasm; motile cilium. Gene Ontology annotation, biological process: cilium organization. NCBI's taxonomy places the organism in Eukaryota, Metazoa, Cnidaria, Anthozoa, Scleractinia, Pocilloporidae. Gene Ontology annotation, molecular function: protein binding.
GUAGGCAAGAAGACAUGAAUGAGUUCGCUGCAAGAAGUUUUCAAAUUGUCUUCGUCUAAAACGUUAUUCACAACUGAAUAUCAGGUUUUGGGAUUUCAAAAUGUUGUCAAAUGUGGAUACUAUACACAUAUCAGCAGUACUGGAGGACUGUGUAGAUCAGCUGGCAAUCCUGGGUCACAUCAUGCCACCAUCUUUGCAGGGGAAACAAGAGGCUGCACAAAUUGUUGAUGAUGAGCUAGGCCAAAUUUUACAGGAUCAGAGAGAUUUAGAAUCCAGAUAUGAAGUGCUUGUUAACCAUAGAGAUGACCCCCACACAAAUAACAAGAGUUUGUUAAAAGUACCGGAUGAUCUGCAACUACAUUCUGUGGCCAAGUCAUUACGAGAAAGUACAAAUGCACUGAACAGAAGUUUCAAACAGAACCCUUUGUCAAAUGACAGCCUGUCAAAAAUUCAAGCAGAUAGGAAAUUUCUGCAAGAUGUGAUGGAAGAGACGCUUGAGGAGAUUGUCACCCACAAGUCGUUUGACUCUCUUGUAAGAGCUGUUGAUACAGAGAAAGAAAAGAAAGCUGGGCUUCAACAAACUAUACUCAAGGAGGAAGAAAGUCGCAGACUUGUGAAAACUCUCCAAAGGCAACUGUUGGAGGUGAAAAAAGAAAAAGAAAGCGAAAUUCAGCAAAGAAAUGAGAUGAUAGCCCAUCUUAAAGAUCAGUUACAAGAAAUGAAGGCAAAAACCAGCAUGGAAGGAAAGUACAUCAAAAAAGACGCAGAGGUUCGCGUCAGCUGCACACAAAAAAGAUGCCAACAGGCGGAGGGCUCUUUGAAGGAAGAUCUCGAGACAUUACGUUACAAAAUAGACGAGGAAGCUCGAGUUAAUUCUGAAAUUGAAACUUAUCUACGGCAACAUCACCAGAUACUGGAUGAGAAAUUGGAAUACUGGAUGGAAAAAUACGAUCGGGAUGUGGAACAGAAACAACACGAGUUGGAUGUUUUAAAGGCAUCCAAGGCAAAUGAUCUCGCAAAGCUUCAGGAACUCACUCAGAAGUAUUCCGAAUAUGAGAAAGUUGUGAUCGAAGACCGCGUGGCUAAAGAACAAGCAAGACGGCAAGCAGAGCAAGAACUGGAAGAACUCAAAUCCGCCACCAAGAUACAGUCCUGGUGGAGGGGAACAAUGGUACGUAAACAAUUGGGACCUUACAGUAAGAAAAAGAAGAAGAAGGGAAAAAAAGGAAAGAAAUCUGGGAAAAAAGGAGGAAAAAAGAAAAAGAAAUAAUUCUGAGUAGAACAUAAAACCUUGUACAGUAGCGUCAACAACUGUUGUUGUAAAUUUGAGAAUAAAAAACCGAUUUUAACGAAA